Molecule: messenger RNA, 739 nt
Organism: Ornithodoros turicata
Lineage: Eukaryota; Metazoa; Arthropoda; Arachnida; Ixodida; Argasidae
Product: alpha-crystallin A chain-like
Exons: 1
Coding region: 89-604 (171 amino acids)
Biological process (GO): protein refolding; response to heat
Cellular component (GO): nucleus; cytoplasm
Source: RefSeq, a predicted model, not a curated record
AUAAAAGUGUCUCCUCUCGCUGCUGUGAGCUGCAGAUUAAUCAGACUUCAGUGUGUUACUCACGAGAGCAACUCUUACUCGCGAAACCAUGUCCGUUUAUCCGCGCAUCCUAAACACCCUCAGUCAUCCACUUGCCAUUGCAGAGAAGCUAUUCGACGACACCUUCGUGCCAGGGAUACUGGACGGAGACAUGUUUUCUCCCCCGGUCUACCAUCGUCGGUACUUCACGACUCCACGGAGAGUCGACGACGCUAGUCUCGGCAGGUCGCUGUCGAACGAAGUCACCUGUACAACGGACAAGUUCGCCCUGAACCUCGAUGUGAGGAAUUUCGCACCGGAAGACAUCUCUGUGAAAACGACUGAAAACGUAAUCGAAAUCCAUGCCAAGCACGAAGAGAAGUCUGACGACCACGGCUACGUUCUUCGAGAGUUCACGCGGCGAUAUACUCUUCCGGAAGAUGUGGACCCUGAGACGGUGACGUGCAACAUGUCUGCCAGCGGAGUUCUCGCACUUCAAGCGCCGAGGAAGAAAGCCAUCAAAGAAGAAAAGAGUGUUCCAAUUGCUGUGGAACACGUGAAGAAAGACGUCGUGACAAAGCAGUAAUUGUGAACAGAACUGGACUGUGAAUAAUUACUGGGCACUAGGUACUUGUAAUAAGUACUAAGUGUGUGAUUUUAAUUGAUGACUGUAAAGAAGUGAGUUAAAUGUGAUCCAUGUAAAUAAAACGUUCGUACUGUC